AUGGCGCCUACCAACCAGGCGCCACAGGGCCCCGGGCCCUUCCCCGUCCAAAUUCCCAUCGAACCAGGCACAAGCUCGCUAUGGGACCGGUUAUCGACCUGGGCGGCGGAGAACAAGGGCGUCGUGUAUACCAUUGCCGGAGUCACAUUGGUGGUGGGUGCUGGUGGCGCGAUAUAUUACAUGUCCUCGGAUUCGAAUCAGGACCAGAGCGCAACUGCGGGCAGCAAGAGGAAGAAGAACCGCGAGCAGAAGCGUGCCAAGAAGAGGGAUGAGAAGUCCAAGGCGGCUCCAGAAGAGGCACAGGCUCCGAGCUCGGAGAAGAAGGCUUCGGUUGAGGCGUCGACAGAAAACGAACUGCCCGAUGUCGACGAGAACAGCGUAGCAGCGCUCUCAGACGAGGAGCGCAAAGACUACGCGGCGAAGCUCAAGGCCGCCGGAAACAAGGCCUACGGAGCCAAGGACUACAACCGCGCCAUCGAACUGUACGGCAAGGCCAUCCUCUGCAAGCAAGACCCCGUCUUCUACUCGAACCGUGCCGCAUGCUACAAUGCCAUGCAGGAGUGGGACAAGGUCAUUGAAGACACCACCGCCGCCAUCAACCUCGACAACGAAUACGUCAAGGCCCUGAACCGACGAGCGAACGCAUACGAGGAGGUCGAGCGCAACAGUGAGGCUCUGCUUGACUACACGGCGAGCUGCAUCAUCGACGGCUUCCGCAACGAGAGCAGCGCACAGAGCGUGGAGAGGCUGCUGAAGAAGGUGGCCGAGACCAAGGGCAAGGCAAUCCUCGCCGGAAAGGAGAAGAAGCUGCCCAGCCCAACAUUCGUUACAAACUACCUCCAGAGCUUCCGACCGAAGCCCCCACCAGAGGGCCUCGAGGACGAUGCGGAGCUGGACGAGGAGAGCGGAAAGGGCCAGCUGCGCAAGGGUCUCCAGGCCAUGGCCACCAAGACUGGCGAUGGCUACACCGAAGCCGCCGCAGCCUUCGACCGCGCACUCGAGCUCGGCGACCUGGGCGAGCACGAAGCCUUCGCAUACAAUAUGCGCGGAACCUUCAGCUACCUCAAGGGCGACAACGAGGACGCUCUGCAAGACAUGGACAAGUCCAUCAGCCUGCAACCCACCCUCACGCAAUCAUUCAUCAAGCGCGCCUCCAUGCACCUUGAGCUCGCCAACCCAGACGCCGCCGAAUCUGACUUCGCUGCCGCCCUCGAGCAAAACGCCUCCGACCCCGACAUUUUCUACCACCGCGCACAGCUGCACUUCAUCAAGUCGGAAUUCGGCGAGGCCGCAAAGGACUACCAAAAGUCCAUCGACCUCGACAAGGACUUCAUCUUCUCGCACAUCCAGCUCGGCGUCACGCAGUACAAGAUGGGCUCCAUCGCCUCCUCCAUGGCCACCUUCCGCCGCUGCAUGAAGAACUUCCAAAACGUGCCCGACGUCUACAACUACUACGGCGAGCUCCUCCUUGACCAGCAAAAAUACCAGGAAGCCAUCGAGAAAUUCGACACCGCGGUCGAAAUGGAGAAGUCCACGAAGCCGCUUGGCAUGAAUGUCCUGCCGCUCAUUAACAAGGCGCUCGCGCUCUUCCAGUGGAAAAACGACUUCUCCGACGCCGAGAAACUGUGCGAGAAGGCGUUGAUCAUCGACCCCGAGUGCGACAUUGCCGUCGCGACCAUGGCGCAGUUACUCCUCCAGCAGGGCAAGGUCACAGAGGCGUUGAAGUACUUUGAACGCGCGGCCGAGCUGAGCAGGACCGAGGGCGAGAUUGUGAAUGCCCUGAGUUAUGCCGAGGCCACGAGGACGCAGUUGGAGCGCGACUGGGCGCUCAUGGGCGCGGGCGCGGGCGGAUUUGGCGGCGGCAUGCGAUAG
Parastagonospora nodorum SN15 is the source of this 1872-nucleotide messenger RNA. RefSeq lists its product as hypothetical. Gene Ontology annotation, biological process: intracellular protein transport. Gene Ontology annotation, cellular component: mitochondrial outer membrane. The record is from RefSeq and is a predicted model, not a curated record. Lineage: Eukaryota; Fungi; Ascomycota; Dothideomycetes; Pleosporales; Phaeosphaeriaceae. Bases 1 to 1872 code for a protein of 623 amino acids. The transcript is spliced from 3 exons. Gene Ontology annotation, molecular function: protein-transporting ATPase activity; protein binding.